AUGAAUGAACUGAUUGACCCAAGGUUACAGCCUUCAGUUCAACUUCUUGUAGAAAGGAACAAAAUAUUAACUGAGGAAAAUAAUGAAAUGCUCGAAAAAAUCCAUCAAUUAAUGACUGAAAACAGUUAUCUUAAAGUUUCUCAAAUAGAAAUCAAAAAACAAUGCGAAACUUACAUACAACAGCAAAGUCAAAUACUAGAACAACCUAAAAAUGAAAUGUCGCAGAAAAUUGUUAUUCUUGAAGACAAUAUAACGAAAUUAAAUAACUCUAUAUUACAACUUCAAAAAGAGAAGGCCGAAAAAGAUCAGGAAUGCAAAAGUUUAAUACAAAAAUCUGCUGAAACAAAAGAAAAUUUUGAAAAUCAAAUUAAAAAUUUAAAUGAAAAGAACGAAAGACUCAAAAAUCGCGUUAACACGCAAAAUAAGAAUAGCAAACAACUUGAGAAUAUUGUCGAAACUUUACAGAAAAAUAAUUCAAACUCAAAAAAGACAAUUGAAGACUUGCAGAAACAAAUUAAAGAUUUACAAGACAAUCUAAACGACAGAAAUAACCAAAUACAGCAACUCAAAUUAGAAAUUGAGAAACUUCAAAAGAACAAAAAUCAAUUAUCUCAAGAAAUUCAAGCGAUAAAGACAGAUUUAAACAAUACAAACCAAAAGUACAAAGAAGAAUGCAUGCAUAACGAUAAUCUAAAAGACAUUUUAGCUCAAUUACAAAAACAAAAUAAUACGUUAUCUCAAGAGAAAACAUUAAUUUUGAAUGAAAAAGCGCAAUUGACAACAGAUUUAUCUAGUUUACAAUCCAAAAUGGAUAUAAUUACAGCAGAUCGUUCAAAUCUUUUCAAAGAAAACACUAGACUUAAUCAAUCUACAUCGGCCAUGAACCAUACAAUCAGUGACCAGGAAAAUAAAAUUAAUUCACUCCAAGGAAUUGUUGACAAACAAAAUACAGAAAAUAAAAAUCUUAAAGCGGAAAAUUCCAAGUUAGCAAAUUAUAACGAGCAAUUAGAUAAUAAGAUCAAAGAAUUGACCCAAGAAAUAGCUAAUUUACAGAGUCAAAACAAUAAAAUGAACUCGAAAAAUAAUUCUUUGCAAAAUUCGAACCAAAAAUAUUCAGAAUUAGUCCAACUCAGCGAUAAAAAGAUUGCAGAGAUUACAAACGAGAACCAAACAUUGAACGAACAAAUAAAGUCAAUGGAUAAUAAAAAUCAGAAAUUAAUUGAUCAAAAUAACGAAAUUUCAGCAAAAUUAAGUGAAAUACAGACAGAUAGAGAUAAUUUAGCAGCACAAGUUUCAGAACUCGAUGAAGUAAUACAUCAACUAUCAUUAGAAAAAACAGAAUUAGAAAAUAACCUUAAACUUACAAAAAGUGACAACAAUGAAUUAAAUUCCAAGAUAUUAAAGAUCAAAGACAAACUGCAUACACGAGAAAUCGAGAAUACAGACAAUGAUAUGAAGAUACAGACAUUAACAAAAGAAAAUAAUUCCAUGACAGAAAAAAUUGAAAAAUUGAAAGAAAAAAUCAGUAUUUUAACAGUCCAAAACACAGAACUCAAUGCUAAAUUAAUGAAAAUGUCUAAUGAAAAUAUCCAGUUAUCAGAAAACCUGCAAGAAAUUAAAGAAAGCGCACAGCUUUUAUCAAAUCAAAACAAUGAUUUGGAAAACCAAAUAAAUAAUUUGUCAAAUGAAAAAGAAGAGUUUAAGAAGAAAUGUAUUUCACUUACAACAUCAAACAAGAGCUUGGAAGAUAGUCUGGAACGUCUUUCAAUAACAAAAGAAGAGACUGAACGAGUUAAACAAGAGUUAGAAGAGAAUCAUCAUAAUUUAUCAAAAUCAAAUGAAGAAAUUUUAGCUCAAGUUCAAAUUUUAGGUUAUGAAAAAGACGAAAUAACAAAGAAAUUAAAUGAUUUGAUUGAUAAACAAAACAAAGAUGAGAAAUGGCUAAAUACUUCACUUUCUAAUUUGAUUGAUUUAGUGAAAACUUUUGAAAAUGUUGGAGAAAUUUCUUCUCAAACAUCGCCAAAAGAAUCAUUCCAGAUUUUGAUUGAUUCUCUCCAGAAAAGUAAAAUAUAUUAUACAGAUACAAUAGAAAAACUUCAAGAAGAAGAUGAUGAAAUGAAACAAGAGAUUUCUAACUUGAAUAUGAAGAUAAGAGAAUUAGAAAUGAAAAUAAACAUCACAAAGAAUGAACUUGCAGCUGAAAAAGAUACAAACUCAAGGUUCAUUGAUGAAAGAAAAGAACUAACUGAUGCAAAUAAUGUUUUGAGAAAUGCUUUAACAAAAGUUAAGAAUUCAUUGAUAGAAAGUGAUGCAGAGAGAAAAUCAUUAAAAGAAGAAAAUGUUGCACUGAAAAUUAAAUUGGAUGAAUUUAACAAAGUUGAAUAA
Molecule: messenger RNA, 2385 nt
Organism: Trichomonas vaginalis G3
Lineage: Eukaryota; Parabasalia; Trichomonadida; Trichomonadidae
Product: biological adhesion protein
Exons: 1
Coding region: 1-2385 (794 amino acids)
Source: RefSeq, a predicted model, not a curated record